AUGUCACCACCAACUCUUGACACUGACGGUGGCAACACUGGAAUCAAUGGCCAUACCAAUGGUCACACUAAUGGUCACACUAAUGGUCACACCGAGAAGAGUCAGGAGAGUAACGGUACUGUCUUCAAUGCCCCAGGCCGCAUAUUUGAUUCCAAUAUAUCACCAAGGGUAGAAGACCUCAAAAGUAUCUGCGAUCGGGUCACUUCAUCAAAGUCGUACCCGCUAGCCGCGUCAAUUCAGAAGAACAUUCCUAUCUAUGAUAUGAAUACGUUUACAGAGAAGUCUGAGGACUACAAAUUCGUGGAGCAAUUGAAAGAGGAAUGGUAUCAGGUCUUGUUCGCUGGUCCUGGUGUUAUCGUUCUCAAGGGGCUCUACAGUCCAGACCGUUACCAGAAGGAACUCGAUUCUGCCAAUGCUGUCUUUCAACAACUCUUGAGGAGUGAAACAAAGAAGGCUGAUCAGGAAGGCACAGAACAAGUUGGAGGACGUGUCUGGAACUCGUUCCGCAAGCUCGCGGUCGCUGACCCUGACACUUUUGUGGAGUAUUUCUCCAACCCAUGGCUUUCCCAUGUCAGCGAUAUGUGGCUUGGCCCGGCCUACCGUCUGACAUCCCAGGUAAAUAUUGUGCCGCCCUCCGGCAAAGCUCAACCGGGUCACCGCGACUACCACAUGGGCUACUUUGAAGCCGAUCGUUGCGUGCGGUAUCCACGUGUCAUACAAACUGCAAGCCAGUUUUUCAGUCUCCAGGGCGCCGUGGCGCACGGCGACAUGCCAGCAGAUAGUGGACCCACACGGUUCUUGCCUUACAGUCAGAUGUUUGAAGCAGGGUAUAUGGCUCACCGACGACAGGAGUUCCAGGACUAUUUCGUCGCGAAUUAUGUCUCACUCCCUUUGCAGAAAGGCGACGGCGUGUUCUUCAACCCGGCGAUAUUCCAUGGAGCAGGCGAGAAUGUGACUAAGGACUUCUACCGUCAUGGACACUUAUUGCAAGUCAAUAGCUGCUUUGUCAAACCAAUGGAGGCACUUGGCUCGGUAGCUAUAGUGAGGGCGUGCUGGGACAUUCUGAAGCAGCGAUACAAGGAAGAUAAUGGCUUCAGCCACAGGGUAGAAUACCUUAUCCAGGCAGUCGCAGAAGGACAUCCUUUCCCAGGUAAUAUGGACAAGAUCAUUGGUGGUGGCCAUGAAUUUGGUAUGCAGACAGAACAAGACAUCUUGCGACGGUCGUUGAAGGAAGAUUGGACAAAGGAACAGACACUGGAUGCCUUGACAGAAAACCGGGCAAACCGGAAUGAUGAUUGA
This is a messenger RNA of Lithohypha guttulata, 1299 nucleotides long. RefSeq lists its product as uncharacterized. The record is from RefSeq and is a predicted model, not a curated record. Gene Ontology annotation, molecular function: phytanoyl-CoA dioxygenase activity. The coding region runs from base 1 to 1299 and encodes 432 amino acids. Gene Ontology annotation, biological process: fatty acid alpha-oxidation. The transcript has a single exon. NCBI's taxonomy places the organism in Eukaryota, Fungi, Ascomycota, Eurotiomycetes, Chaetothyriales, Trichomeriaceae.